Messenger RNA from Porites lobata, 5628 nucleotides. Lineage: Eukaryota; Metazoa; Cnidaria; Anthozoa; Scleractinia; Poritidae. The record is from the annotation of a GenBank genome assembly.
AGAAAACAACAUGGCGGACGGUGAAGAAGAAAGCACGUGUACUUUCUCUGGUUUGGGAUUAAAUAAAUGGCUUGUAAAUCAGUGUGAUGCUGUAGGAAUAAAAAGCCCGACAGAAAUUCAACAGAAGUGCAUACCACCGAUCUUAGAGGGACGAGACUGCAUUGGAUGUGCAAAAACCGGUAGUGGAAAGACCGCGGCUUUUGCUCUUCCUAUUCUUCAGAAAUUAUGUGAAGAUCCUUAUGGCAUUUUUGCUGUGAUUCUUACUCCUACCAGGUAAGGGCUCUUGAUAAAAUGAAAUUCUUGACAGUUUUGGUUACUGGAAUACAGAAAUGAUAAUAGAACACCUUUAUAAUUAUUAUUUAUGCUUAGAGUUUAAUUGCAUGUAUAAUUCUUUCCUAUUUUCUUAUUUGUUUAACUUUUUUCCAACUCGCCACGAUCCUUACCUAAAUAAACAGUAACUGUUAGUUCCCUCUUAAGCGACCAGUCUUGAUGCCAGAAAUAGUGGCUGCUUUAGGGAGUUGGUGGCUCAAGAAAAAAAUCAAGUCAAUAAGCCAAAAAGGGCAGCCAAAAACUGUAUGGAUCCACAUAUAGUAACUGUUUAUCGCCAUAAUAUUGUUGUCCAUCGUAGUAUACAGAGUGAGUGUCAAACUUGAUCCCAGUAAAUGGCUUUUUUGUCUACCGUAUCCCAGAUCUAAAGUAAAGACGUUCAACAACAAACUCUACUGUCUUUAAUAAAAUUUAUUAACUCAUUCACCUCUGAACGGCCCAUAACCAACCGGGAAGAUCCAUGUCCCUUUUUCUGCUUGUCUCCUAACUUGUGCAGGGUAAAGAGAUCUUUCCAUCCAUUCCAGAAUGAGCACAAUUCAGUUGAGGAGACUGGAGAAAAAGGCAAAAACCAUGUAAUAUUGACGCGAAAAUUUCCACGAUAAUCUUGUUUCACUACCUACCUACCUUUCCUUUGAUCUAAGCCUAAGAUCAUAAAAGCAUUGCCAAAACCUUUUCCCACAAGAAUGAAACCUACUAAAUGCCCAGCAAAAGAAAAAAAAAUGACUGAGGCAAGAAAAGUGAAAGAAGAGGGGAGGAGAGAAAGCGAAAACAAAAAGUCAAGACUGAUGUGUCUCGAAAUUUUUCUUUUCUGUGCAUGCCCGAUCUUCGCAAGCUAAUAUUUUGCAUCUGGAUUAGCAGGCCGCAAAGUGUAUGACCUGUAAACAACUUUGUGGUACGUUUAAGCUCUUUAUAGCCAGACAGUGACUAGAAAACUGCUUGACUAGCUUCAAAACACAUUUUUUGGCAAAAUUACUAGGGUCAAAUGGCUCAAGCAAAGUACCAGGUUUAUUGAGAAAAUCCACUUUUCAGCAUAACCAAGUCUGGCCGUUUAAUGCCAACUCCUAUUUUAAAAAAAUCGACAAAAGGCCAUUUGUAGAUUUUUUGAUUAAAUAAGGGCACUUACCCCUAGUAUCGAAUCCCAUCAGAGCUCAUUAUUCUGUCCUUUACUCAUGAUGAGCAUUACAUCUUUUCCAUUUUAGGGAACUUGCCUAUCAAAUUUGUGACCAGUUUCGAGUACUUGGGAAACCCAUUGGCUUAAAAGAAGCAGUCAUCAUUGGUGGCCUUGAUAUGAUGAAGCAAGCAUUGGCUCUUGCCAAGAAGCCUCAUGUUGUCAUAGCAACACCUGGGCGACUUGCUGACCACCUUAAGAGCACAGACACAGUUCACCUCAAGAGAAUCAAGUUCUUGGUUCUUGAUGAAGCCGAUAGGCUUUUGGAUCCUUCAUUUGGCGAUGAUUUGCAAGUCAUAUUUGACAAUGUUCCAAGUGAAAGACAGACUUUGUUGUUUAGUGCUACGUUGACAGACACAUUACAGGAGCUGAGGGAGCUGUCUCCUAAUGAACCUUUCUACCAUGAGGUCAAGUCUGAGUAAGUUACAGGAAAAUAAUUCUGUCAGUUCUGUUAGCAAAAUGCAUGACUAUAGUUAAGUAAUUUGUAGAUAAUAAGCUUCAAUGGAAAACUUGGAUUUUAACACCCUCACAUGUUAACUGCCUGUUACAAUACCACCGGCAUUUUUCCAUGUCCUUUUUACCACUUAUGACAUUACAGGGUCCGAAAUUAACUUUUUAAUACGAGCGCCAACUGGCAAUCAAGUAUAAAUUCCCCCUCCCUUUUUUUUCAAAUAAAAGUUAAAACAUGAAUAAAAAAUGCAUCGUAUGGAGGUUUUUGUGCUUUGCACUACUUCCGCUCCCGAUAUCAGAAAGCAACCGUACGUGUACGAGUGAAGUCUUAUUUUUUCCACAAAUUACUUUUUGGAGAUAUACAUGUAAAGCUAUCUGACCUAGAACGUAGGAACACAAAACUGUCUGUUUAUGACUGUACUUGAUCAUAUCAAAACUCUAUUACCACGAAACAUAGCUGCCAUGUUGCUUGUACCAGGCCACAACUGAGCCACAUUACUCGUACCAGUCCACAAAGUACUUAAUGUAGUUACCGUAUUUCAGCUGAAAACAACAUGGCGGAUUGGAAACGUUCAACUCAGUAUUGAUCGUAGCUGUUGUGGGGGUAUUAUUACAGGAAGAUUCGUUUCACUUUUAAUUUAAAAAUAUCAGCAGGACAAAAAGUAAGACAGCUGUUGCAAAUAGCUUCGAGGUUUCAAUUCUUAAUCAGUUUCUCCGAACGUUUAAGUCCACAAUAAAAACCAGUUUUACAAGUCGCUAGCUGGCGACCAGCUAUGAAAUUCUGGUCGCCAGGACUAAAGUUUUAGUCGCACUGGCGACCAGGAAGGCGCAAUUUCGGACCCUGCAUUAUUGGUUUCAGUGGUUAAAAGCAACUUUGAAACCCAACUUGUACAUCUUUCAAACCAUAUGAGGAUGAUUCAGUCAAACAGGUGAGAAAAAAUACUACAAAUCAUGUGACUGAGAAUAAUAUUAGGCUGAUUUAGCAACAAAGCAGGAACAUCAGUUGAUGACAAGAAAGUGUGCAGAAAGGACGAAACACAACUUCCGGAACCCAAUUUGUCACUCUGCCAUUGAUGAAGCCAGUUUUUUUAUUUGGGCAUGCCAUCAUCACUGCUGUUGCAUUGGCUUUGCUAAAUCUGCCAAUCAUUAUUGAUGUAUAGUCAGUGACACAGUUGACUCAGAAAAACAAAUCCGGGUCCUCUGAACACGAUUUAAACCUAUGACCUUCUAGUUACCAGUACAGAUGCUUUACCACAAAGUUAUGGCAACAUCAAUGCGCAUCUUCUCCACACUCCGCAUCUUCGUCGCCUGGUUAGCUCAGUUGGGAGAGCGCAGGUCUGCUGAGCGGGAGGCCAUAGGUUCAAACCCCGUCCGGACCAACACUCAGGGUCUUUAAAUAACGGAGGAGAAAGUGCUGCCUUUGUAAUAACAUCUGCAAAUGGUUAGACUUUCUAGUCUUCUCGGAUAAAGGACGAUAAACCGUAGGCCCCGUCUCACAAGCCCUUGCACAUGUAAUAAAUCUGUGGGACAUUAAAGAACCCACACACUCUUCGUAAAGAGUAGGGCACGUAGUGCCCGGUGUAGUGGUCUAUUUCACUUUCACACUCAUGUAUGGGGGCAUCAUCACUCAUUCCUUCAGUACUUGUAAACUGCACCUUAAGCAGUCUGGCAAAGUCCCCCAACCAGUGUUGUAAAUUAUCCCUGAAAAGCCCUGAAGGGAGUGGAUAAUAAGAUAUUUACAAUUUACAAUUUACAAUUUACACUGUUCUUCAUACAUUCCUUAUGGUACUGCUUGAGAAAAUUUGUUCUAACAUCACAACAUUUGAUCUCUCAUGAUCAUUUCAUUAAUUCUCAUUACCUGUCUGUUUGAUCAGACAGUGUUAUUGUUGGGAGAAAUUGAAUGUGGGUCACUAUUGGAGCUUAAAGGGUUAGAAAAAAACUUUUGUGACAAAUAUCCUGCAUACUGCUUGUACUACAAUGUCAAUAGGUGGCAUACAGUAUUUGCAGUGAUAUAAAUAUGAUACAGAUCAUGCCACUUUGACCAGAAAACUUCAGUUCAAAUCUUGCCUCACUACCACCUGUACUUUUCAUGAAAAUUCUUUCCUGCUGAAAUAAAGCCUGGUGAAUGACCACUGAAAGAAAAAAAUUCAAGGCAACUAAAGCAAAAAGGUGGGGGAAGAGAGAAAGUGAAAAUGCAAAUUUUUGUAUGCUUUACAUGCCUGAACUUUGAAAACUGUAGUUUAGUUUAGGAGCAAACGCCCUCAUAGUGCCUGACUUGGCAACAAAAUUUUGGGUGGUUUUGCUUCUGUUUGGCCUGUUAGUGCCCAGAAAUGAGCUUGAGCAGCUUCAAAUGGCAAUAUUUGGUAAAAUUUCCCCUUUAGCUUAUAAUCAAGAAAUUUAGGACCACCCACAAACAAAGACUUAAGACCUGUAAAACUUGACAACUUUUCUUGUCAGUUGUUCAGCAAUUUCAUUGCUCCACUGUGAGACAAUUUGCAUGAGACAUUUCCUAGUGUACUACAACCUACGUUUUUGCAUGGACAAGGAAAAAUCUUGCUAUAGAAACUUUGCAAGAGACCAGCUGUCACACUCGGAAAUUCUUCAUGUGACCAACAGCCAUGCCUAAAGCAUGGAAUAGGCCAUUUUACAGUUGUGGGCUAAGUGUUCUAGCCUUUAAGUGAACAUGAGGCUGAGGUUGACCUUGUUUUGAUACAAACCUCCUUUUCUAAUGUAAAUUUUGCUUAAAAAUACUAGUUAUCGUAAGAAAAACAUGGUUAACAUAAUAAAGGAGGAAGGGUUGUAUGAAAGCAAGGUCAACUCCAGCCUUGUUUCCACCUGUAACUGUAAAAUGGGUUAUUGCAAUAUUAUUAUAUGAUGGUAAUCUCAAUUUCUAAUUUCUAUUGAUCAUCCACAACAUUUUCCAACCAAAGGAAAAGGAAAUUUUGUUUGAUUUACUUUUUUUCGCUUUUUUCAGUAUUGCAACUGUUGCAGAACUGGAUCAGAAAUACAUUCUUACGCCUGCCAGUGUGCGAGACAGUUAUCUUGUCUACAUCCUGAGAGAGCAUGCAGAAAAUAAGUCAGUUAUCAUCUUUACACACACAUGUAAGAAUUGUCAGACUCUAGCCAACAUGUUAUGGAAGUGUGAUCUACCCUGUGUUGCUCUCCACUCGCUGAAAUCACAAGGGGAGAGGUUAGCUGGAUUAGCCACGUUUAAAUCAGGACUGGUGAAAAUUCUUGUUGCAACUGAUGUAGCAAGCAGAGGCUUAGAUAUACCUCAAGUUGAGCUGGUGAUUAACAGCAAUGUGCCAGCGUCACCGAAGGAUUAUAUUCAUCGAGUGGGUCGCACUGCGAGAGCAGGGCGUGGCGGAAUGGCUAUAACACUGAUGACCCAGUAUGAUGUAGAUAGAGUUAAACAGAUUGAAGCUACCAUUAAUACAAAGCUUGUUGAAUUUGAAACCAAUGAAAAUGAAGUGCUGCCAUUACUCAGAGCAGUGAUGGUGGCAAGGAGAGAAGCGCAGUUGAAGGUUCGAAGCAGUGCUGUUUUGGAGAAGAGGAUGAUAAAUAAGAGGAAGAAAAUGCUUUUAGAAGGAAAGGAUCCUGAUGUGAAGGCUGUGAAAAGAAAACGAAGACAAAAGAAAUUGACUGAGAAAGUAAAAAACAAGUAAAUUAGGCUCUGAUUCUCC